AUGGUCUUUAUAGAUAUAGAUAAACCCACGAUCGAGCUGGUCGCAGCGCCGGGCCCAGGUGACGCUCCACCCGCUCCAGAGGCCGUUGUGAUCACUGGCAUGUCGGGACUACUGCCCGACUGCCUCAACGUCCAAGAGUUCGCUGAGAAGCUGUAUAAUAAGGAGAACCUAGUGAAAAAUUACAAACCUCGCUGGGACUUCGAACACCCGGAGUUGCGCGAGUACUACGGCCGCAUCCCAGGCUUAGAUCGGUUCGAUGCCCAGUUCUUCAUGGUGCACUUCCGCUUGGGCAACACGCUCGACGCCAUGGCGAGAAAAGUGCUGGAGCAUACUUACCAGGCCAUUUUUGACGCUGGAAUAAGUCCUGCAGAACUAAGCACACAGCGCGUGGGGGUGUAUAUCGGCGUCGGAGCCAAUGAAUCAGAGAAAGGCUGCGCGUAUGGUGAAAUUGGCUUGGGAAUUUUAGGGUGCAACCGCGCGAUGAUUGCCAACCGCGUCUCAUACUGGUUGAAUGGAAAAGGCCCGUCAAUAGUAAUGGAUUCAUCUUGCCUUAGCUCUCUGUCGGUGUUUGAGAAGGCAUACAAUGAUAUAUCAACCGGCGUUUGUGAUGCGGCUAUCGUCGGGGCCAGCAAAGUACUAUUGCAUCCGCACUCUUUGAUCCAUUACCAAAGAAUGGUGCCCAAUAACGAAGACGGGAAAGUGAAGUGUUAUAGCGACAAUGCCGAUGGACAAUCGUGCUCUGAAGCUAUAAAUAUUUUCAUUUUACAAAAAUAUAAAGAUAGCAAAAGAGUUUAUGCUUCGCUUUGUCAUGCUAAAACUAAAUAUGGUGUCGUGGAUAACAAGGAUUUCAUGAACAAAUUCGGCUUUGAAAGAGAUCCCAAAGCCCUUGCAAAAUUUCUUCGAGAAUUCUACACAGAGGCUGGGGUUCCGCCAUCUUUAGUAGAAUAUGUAGAAGGAUUCGGAGCAGCCGUACCCGAAGCUGACAAAUCGGAGUUGCAGGCGAUAGAAGAAGUAUUUUGUAAGGAUCGCUCGAACCCCUUGCUAGUGGGCAGUGUGAUGUCCAACAUUGGUUACACGGAAGCCGCGUCUGGUUCAGCAGCUAUUUUAAAAGUAUUAUUGGCAUAUCAAAGAGGCGAGUUGGCAGCAAACCUGCACUGCGACACUCCGCGAAAAGACAUAGAAGCGCUACGAGAUGGUCGCAUACGCAUCCCGGCUGAAAAUCAUCAGUUCCGGCGGACCUACGCCGCUGUCAACGGUAUGUCUGCUACAGGGCUUAACGGGCAUGCCCUGCUUGCAGGACAUUACAAACCCAAGGAUCUUUCCCGUUAUCAAUCAGAUAUUCCAUAUUUGGUCACUAUGUCAGGCCGCAUAGAAUCUGCUGUACAAAAAUUAAUUGAUCAUUUCAAAACACAUACCGUGGAUGCUGAAGAAAUUGCAUUGUUACAUAAUAUUCACAAAUACCGUAUUAAUGGACACUUAGCAAGGGGAUUUGGAAUAUUUUCCACAAAUGCCAACAACGAAACAGUAGCCCACCGUGAAAAAGCAGACUACUAUGACGACGCACAGCGGCCACUGUGGUUCGUGUACAGCGGCAUGGGAUCGCAGUGGGUUGGCAUGGGCACACAGCUUAUGCGUGUACCGGUCUUCGCAGCUGCUAUUGAACGCUGCCGAAAAGUGCUCGAACCUAAAGGCGUAGAUAUUAUACAUAUUCUAACGUCUCCCGAAAAAGACAUCUAUGAGAAUAUCCUACAUUCGUUCGUUGGGAUUGCUGCCGUUCAAAUAGGCCUUACCGAUGUUUUGACUUCCAUUGGCCUAGUUCCCGACAAAAUAAUAGGACAUAGUGUCGGAGAAUUGGGGUGCGCCUAUGCUGACGGUUGUCUAACAGCGGAAGAGAUGAUAUUAGCCGCGUAUUAUAGAGGACGUGUGUCUCUGGAAACGUCUCUGAUCGUGGGCUCUAUGGCUGCUGUUGGACUUGGUUAUGAAAAGAUUUUAGCCAUGUUACCGCCAGAAAUAGAAGUGGCGUGCCACAAUGGACCCGAGUCUAGUACCAUCUCAGGACCUGCCAUCGUUAUGCGCGAAUUUGUUGCUCAAUUAACAGCCAAAGGAAUUUUUGCGAAGGAAGUGCCAUGUUCUAACAUCGCGUAUCAUUCGCGAUACAUUGCUAAAGCAGGGCCUGGGCUUUUACAUUAUCUGAGUGAGACCAUAAAAAGCCCUAAACAUCGAAGUCAACGUUGGAUUUCCACGUCUGUACCACAAAAAAGAUGGCAUGAGGACACUGCCAAGUAUUCCUCGGCGGAAUAUCACACGAACAACUUACUGAAUCCAGUGUUAUUUGAAGAGACUGCUCGGUUAAUACCAAGCAAUGCUGUGGUAGUGGAAAUUGCACCUCACGGACUUUUACAAGCCAUCCUCAAGAGAUCUUUACCGGUCAGCUGUAAACAUGUACCUCUGGCGCAACGAGGACAUUCGGACAAUGUUUUGUUUCUUCUUGAAGCUAUCGGAAAUUUGUACAUGAACGGUUAUGACGCCAACAUUGCGGCUUUAUAUCCUCAAGUAGAAUUUCCUGUGUCGACAGAAACUCCCUCUCUAUCUCAUUUAGUAGAAUGGGUAUAUGCUGAUCAUUGGUGUAAUAGCAUCGUAAUGGAAACAAUAACGUUCACGGAUAAGCCAUAUCUCAUGAGACAGACUGCUGAACUUAAAGCAUUACAGUUCUUUCCAUUCUUUCUGCAAGAAGAUACUGAUGCUACAUGCUCUCAUUUACCACCUCAAAAUAAACUCCUUGUUCUCGCAUCUAAUCCUCCACCAUUAGGUAUGAAAGAAAUAAUAAAACAGCAGAAGAAACUUUACAAUCGCAAUAUUAAUGUAGCUAUUGUCAACCAUAAAGAUACAGUAUUAUCCGAUCCAGAAUUAGAUAAUUUGCCCAACUUCGACUUGACCUACAAUAUUUUAAACCAUGGUCAAUGGGGCGGAGAAUACUACAUUCCUUUGCCAAAAAAUGUGACUCCUAAGCAGACGGUAGCAUUGCGAAGUACAAAAAUCGGCAAGCUGGAUUCUUUAAAUUGGGUGGAAGUACCUGAAGUUAGAGAAGGAGUAUCAGUCAAGGUGCACUAUGCAGCAGUUAACACUUAUGAUGUCAAAAGAGCUCGAGCCGAGAUUCCUGUCGGUGAUGAGAAUGAUGGAUAUGGACUUGACUACAGUGGAAUAACGGAUGGUGGAGAACGUGUGUUUGGGAUUGUUCUGGAUGGAUCCAUAUGCAAUCAGGUGACCGCUCAGCCGGAAUUGUUAUGGCCGGUACCAGAUCACUGGGAUCUAGAAGACGCAGCUACAGUUCCAUUGCCUUAUUUGCAAGCGUUUUAUUGCCUUGUGAGUAUUUUCAUAAGGAUAAAAACGGAAAUACGCGAAGGAAUGCGGGUGUUGAUACACGGCGGCGCAGGCGCACUUGGUCAGGCAGCUAUUUCAAUAGCUCUAGCCAAGCGUUGUGAGGUCUUCGCGACCGUAAGCGAUGUCGGCAAAAAGAAGUUUUUGCAACAACUGUUCCCGGAGCUUAAAGCAAGUCAUAUCGGAAAUUCUCGGGAUGGAACUUUCUCUGAUAUGAUUUUAAAUGCGACUGGUGGAAAAGGAUGUCAUAUCGUUAUUAGUAAUUUAAAGGGGCAGCUCAAAAAUGAAUCGCUAAGUUGCUGCAAAUCUUUCGGGACAACUCUUGAUACCGUUCAAAUACACACAAGAGAUAACUUUACUUACGGGAUGUACAAUAUGACAAAAGCAAGAUCAUACGUGCCGGUAGAUUUUAUGGAAAUCUUUAAAAGCCGUAAUCUGGACCAAUUAAAGGAACUACAUUUAAUGGUGGUCAAAGGCAUAUCGGAAGGAUAUGUCCGUCCGCUUACUCGAGUUACAUAUUCACCUCAAGAAGUAUCACGCGCCUUCAGACUGCUAGCGGCAAGCAAUCAUCGCGGCAGGGUGCUGAUCCAAUUUGCUGACGAAGAUGUUCCUGUUACAUUACUAGCGCAACCUAGGCUUAUUUGCUCACAUGACCACCAGCAGUUGCUAAUCAGCGAUGAAGACGUGCUGUGCUUGCAUUUAGCGGACCGACUAAUCAGGCGUGGAGCGAAAAAGCUGCGCUUGUAUCUACCACGACCUUCGGGUUACGUCAAUCUUAAACAAAUUAUAUGGCGCGAGCAAGGUAUACAUGUUGACACUGUGUUUAAUGAUAUUUGGAGAAAGGAGGAAUUGACUAAUUUCUUGCAAGACAGCAAUGAAAUUGGAGCAGUUGAGUCUCUGUUCUUUAUAACAAAUAGUGACCAAUCAACAGCGAAGAUAUCUGCGAUUGAAUCUUUAGAUGCGGUGUCCAGAGGAUUAUUUCCUUUAAUGAGACAUUUUACAGUAAUAAGUGAACAUCACCAUUUUGCGAGAGAAAUAUGUGAAGAUCGAACAUUUUAUGGGCUCCCAUCACUAUCUUUACAGCUAAAAAAUAUGGAUCAGUUUGAUGAAAUUGGAUACCCAAGUCAUGUGAUUGAGGGUGACUUUAAACUAAAAGUGCAAGUUGCCGUAGAAAUUAUUGAAAAAGCUCUUUGUAGUAAAUAUCCUGUUGUUUGUGGUUAUGCACAAAAUGGACCACAAUGUACUUUACUCGAACAAGUUGCUCUUUUACCAGGUAAUAUUUGA
This is a messenger RNA of Leguminivora glycinivorella, 4662 nucleotides long. Its product is annotated as fatty acid synthase-like. Gene Ontology annotation, biological process: fatty acid biosynthetic process. The coding region runs from base 1 to 4662 and encodes 1553 amino acids. NCBI's taxonomy places the organism in Eukaryota, Metazoa, Arthropoda, Insecta, Lepidoptera, Tortricidae. The record is from RefSeq and is a predicted model, not a curated record. The transcript has 30 exons. Gene Ontology annotation, molecular function: oxidoreductase activity; fatty acid synthase activity.